CUCUUCCGGUUAGGCCUACACGCCUUUCCCCAUUGCGAAAGCGUCGUCUCUGCCGUGUAUGGCCGUGGGAUCAGCGUCGGCGGCCAGCAGCAGCAGCAGCCUGGAAAACCAGUGAAGCGUCGGAUGCGGCGGCCCGUCCGGCGGUCGGGAGCAGUGCGUGUGGCAGUGUGUGGCAGUGCGGGCAAUCGUCGCUAGUGGGGCCGCAGCGUGCGCGAUGUGAGCGCGCAAAGCUGGCCAAGCCCCGGUCGCGCAGCUGGACGGACUGCCUGGUGUCCGGCCCGUGGCCGGCGCCACCGCCGCCUCCGCAGCGCUCGGUGUCGUCGCUGCUCUCGGCGGCAGGCGGAGGCCUCGCCGGCUCCUGGUACGGCUCGUUCGGCUCGCACGCCGCGCCCAUGGACCUGGGCCCGAGCCUCGCCGAGUGGACGCGCGAGCAGCCGCUCAGCAUCCUGCAGUUGGACCCGGCCGAUCGGGCCGUACUCCGCAUCGCCGACGAGCGAGACGCGAUCCAGAAGAAGACCUUCACCAAGUGGGUCAACAAGCAUCUGAUCAAGGCGAACAAGCGUGUGGAUGACUUGUUCGUGGACCUCCAGGAUGGCCACAGUCUGCUCUCGCUGCUGGAGGUCCUCUCUGGGGAGACGCUGCCCCGCGAGAAGGGCCGCAUGCGGUUCCACAUGCUGCAGAACGUGCAGACGGCGCUGACCUUCCUUCGAUACCGCAAGGUCAAGCUGGUCAACAUCCGCGCCGAGGACAUCGUCGACGGGAACCCCAAGCUCACGCUGGGACUCAUCUGGACCAUCAUCCUGCACUUCCAGAUCUCGGACAUCACAUUCACUCAGAACAACGAGAACCUAACUGCCAAGGAUGCUCUCCUUCGUUGGGCUCAGCGAACUACCGACCGGUAUCCGGGCGUCAAGGUGCGGGACUUCACCACCAGCUGGCGCGAUGGACUGGCCUUCAAUGCAAUCAUUCACCGAAAUCGACCCGACCUCGUGGACUUUCGUUCGUGCCGGACACGAACAGUCCGCGAGAACCUUGAGGUGGCCUUUUCAGUGGCCGAGCGAGAGCUCGGUGUUACAAGACUGCUUGACCCUGAAGAUGUGGACACACCUCAGCCCGAUGAAAAGUCCCUCAUCACGUAUAUCUCCUCGCUGUAUGACGUGUUCCCUGAGCCAGCGAGCCACCACCCAUUUGCGGAAGACGAGAAGCUGCGCAAGGCGGAAGAGUACAGAGACCUCUCGAGCAACCUGCACAUGUGGCUCCGUCAGAGUACGACACUGUUGCAGAGCCGCAGCUUCCCACCCACGCUCUCUGAGGUGAAGCAGCUGCAGACGGAGAAUGCGCGCUUCCGCCAAGAGGAGGUGCCUCCGCGGCUGCAGGACAAGCAGCGGCUGACCAAGCUGUGGCGCGACGAAGUGCACUCGUUGGUGCGGGAGCAGCGGCUGCACGUGGAUGCGGAGCUUACACCCGACAACCUCGAGGCAUCCUGGCAGCGCAUGCUGACGGCACACGCCGAACGGGAGCGUGCUCUAAAGGAUGAAGCAGUACGGCUGGAGAAACUGCAGAGACUUGCUGAAAAGGUUCAUCGUGAGGCCAAGAACUGUGACGCCCGCCUGGACGACGUGGAGAGGCGCAUAUCGGACGAGGAGCCACGGCUUGGGCGGCUGCACCCGGCCGACGCCAAGCGCGUCUGUGACCAGGUGGACCGUGACUUGCGCCAUAUUGAGGACACCCUCAAGGCUCUUUUCCGAGAUGUGCAGCUGCUUUUUGAUGGCCGUUACCACCGGGCUUCAGAGCUGCACAAGCUGGUCCAGAAAUUGCACCAGCGCUGGUCCGACCUCCGGUUGGCAUACCAGCAGCGGCUGCUGGCGCCGCUCUCGAGCAAGCAGUACAAGCUGGAGGAGCGCAAGGUGACCAAGCAACGACAGGUGAUCUCCGAGAGCCGACUGGUGGAGACGCACGAGUACCUCAAGUUCCUCCAGAGUUGCCUCGACUGGGUGCAGGAGAAGCUGCGCCAGCUCGAGACUGUCGAGUGGGGCUGCGAGGUGCCCGCGGUACAGGCGGCCCUAGACCGGCACCAGGCCGACCACCGGCUCAUUGACCAAUUCCAGAAAAAUGUGGACAUGUGCAUCUCUAGGCAGGGACACUUCGAAGAAGGCAGCGAGGAGCGGGCGCAGUACCAGAAGCAGCUGGCGCAGCUGGAGCGCGGCUUUUCCGAGCUGCUGGUGCUGUCCAACAAGCGGCUCAGUGACCUGGAUGCACUGCUCGAGUUCGCCCAGUCGGCAGCAGCUGAACUGCGCUGGCUGCAGGAGCGGCAGCAGCCAGAAGUCAUGCGUGACUGGAGCAGUCCAACGCUGAAUCUGGUCGAUCUGGAGCAGCAUCAGGGAACACUGACAGCCGAAGUCGAGGCACGUGAAUCGACUUUCAACGCAACGUUGGACCUGGGAUCGUCCCUCGUGCGUCAGCAGCACCCGGCUGCGCGUGCCAUCGAGGCCCAGCUUAGCGCACUGCAGGCACAGUGGGCUUGGCUGCUCGAGCUGCUGCGUGCCCUGGAGGCCCACCUGCGACACGCCGCGCACUACCACCAGUUCUUCAAGGAGGCUCGUGAGUGCGAGCAGUGGUUGCAGCGCGGAGAAGAACGACUCAACACGACUUUCAGCCGACCCAGCUUCUCGCUGGAAGAGGGUGAGCGGUUGCUGCAGCAGAUGCAGGAGCUGCGCGAGGACUUGGCACGCUACGCGGGCAUCGUCAACGCGUUGCUCGAGCGUUCUCGCCAGGUGCUGCCCCUCAAGCAGCGCCGCGCACCUUUGCCCCGUCCUCUGCGAGUUACCGCUGUGUGCAGCUACAGCCAGCUGAAUAUGACGGUGGCUCGUGGUGAGCAGUGCUGGCUGCAUGACAACACACAGAGGGACCGAUGGAAGGUGGCCAAUGCCAAGGGACACGAAGGCCAGGUGCCGGGUGUCUGCUUCAUGAUCCCACCUCCCAACCCAGAGGCUAUUGAACUGGCCGAGAGCCUCAAACGCAAAUAUGACCUCGUGGUGAAGCUGUGGACUAAGAAACAGCACAAGCUGCGGCUCAACAUGAUCUUUGCCACCAUCAAGAUUGUCAAGGCCUGGGACCUCAAGACGUUCCGGGCUAUGGAGCCAAGCCAACGAGAGUCCAUAAUUCGUGCACUCAAUGAGGAUGCUGAGAAGCUUCUCGCCGAAGGUGACCCUACCGACCCAGACAUGCGACGUCUUCGCGAGGAGAUUCGUCUCUGCAACAAGUUGUUCGAAGAUCUCAUGGCCAAGCUCCGUGAGGAGGAAGCCGAGAAGUCACCGGAGAGCCCGAGUCGCCGUUUUGCAGACCUCUCGGCUCGUCUUGAGAAACUGCUACAGGAGAAGGAGCGCACAUUGAACUCGCGGACACAGGCACACAUACCACGAGACGUCGACAGCCUUGAUGCCCUCGUGGUGCAGCACAAGGAGUUUGAAGAAGGCCUGCAGGAUCUGGAGCCACAAGUGGCCGAGAUGCGGGUGGCCUUCAAGCAAAUGACCAAAAAGACGCCAACAACUCAGGAUAGGCAUGACGGUGUGGUGCGCCUCUGGGACCGCAUCUGGAAUCUCUCUCACCUCUACGUCGAGCGGCUCAAGGCCGUGGAGAUUGCCAACCACGGCCUCUCGGAGGCAACCACAUUUGUUUCAUCCGUCGAAGAGCAGCUUGCCGCGCAGGGGCCAAUGCCCGAAGAGCAGACUGCUUUGAGGCAGGUGCAUGAAGAUCUGGUUGCACUGCAGCUGGAGCUCCAGCAGCAGCAACCUCAGCUGGACCGGCUCGCAGAAGACGUGGCCAGUGUCCGAAAGGUGACGGAGCGCUCGCGUCCCAACGCCUAUUCUCAUCCGGAUGUCCGUAAAUUGGAGGAUGACCUGCGAAAGGUUGUGCGCCGUUGGGACAACGCAGCCAACCAACUGGCUGAACGGUUGCGCAGUUGUGAAGCAGCCUCUGAGCUCCUGCGCGCCUACCGUAACAAGAUGGACGAAGAGCGGAACUGGGCCAGCCAGGCGACGGUGCGAGUGAAUGCAGUCAAGACAGCCCGACCCUCCGUGGACCGGCAGCAGGCUCUGGACCUGUACACUGAGGUCAGUGGCAGGCGGCCGCGCAUUGAGGAGGUGAACGUGCUGGGAGGAAGGUUCACCCGGGAGGCCCAGAUCUACGGCCUGCGGCUGCAGCGCUUUGCCGAGGGCCUCGAGCAAGACCACCCGAGCCUGGACGGCAGCCUGGCUGCGAAACGGCGCCGACUCGAGACGGGUGGGAGCGGUGCUGUGGCGGCUGAAGUGAAUGAGCUCAACGCUCGCUACCUGGCCCUGGCUGAGGACCUGGCAAAAGCACUUGACCAGCAGUGCACUGCUGUGCUGACCGAGACUAGUGCAGUCAAGACACUGACCAAGACAAGGGAGUUCAAGACCUUCACCGAGACCAGUGCUCCCAGGACAUUCGCUGAGCCUGGGGCACCAAGGGCUUCACCUGCUGAAGAAGCGGCAGCCGACGAAGUGUCAUUACCUGAUAUUGUCCGAAGUGGAGCCCUGAGGAUAGAUCGAUGGCUGUUUGUGGACAUUGCCACAGGACAGGAGUACAGCUUGGAUGAAGCUGCUGCCAAGGGGCUUCUAGAUUCAAGGCUCAAGGCUGCUCUUUUGGAACCCUGUGGCAUCAGGGAUGCCUCGGGCACUGAGCUGAGUCUGCGUGCUGCCAUUGAUAAACGGCUGUAUGACCCUGAACGGGCCACUUUCCUGAGCCCCAAAAGUGGCCGGCCAAUCACUGUUGAGGAGGCCAUUCAGCUCGGGAUCAUAAAACGAGAAAAAGUGGUGUACUUGCUUAGGCUUCGUUUGAUCAGGGUAACUGAGCUGUCACUGGCUGAGGCGCGCGACCGGGGCCUGGUGAAUCUCAUCACCGGCUUCAUCAACGAUCCGAAUACCGGUAUCCCAGUACCUCUUGAUGAGGCAUUUGCUAAGGGUUGGUUGGUACGUGAACGAGUUGAAGAUAGUGAGGGCAUGACUUUGUCAUAUGCUUUAGACACCGGGUUGGUGGACGAUGCCACUGGGAAGCUGAGAGACCAGCACUCAGGGGACCAGUACACACUGCGAGAGGCACUGGCGCAGGGCCUCCUCUCUGCAGACACUGCAGAAGUGGCGGAUACGCGUGAGGGAACAUUAGUGACCCUGCCUCGAGCCCUGCGUGAUGGGCUAUUGCUGGAUACGGGCCGAUAUGUAAACCUUGCUACUCAAGAGCAGCACACACUAUCCGAGGCACGAAAGCGACUGUUGCUGAAUCCUCCUCUGACUCUCAAGGAUGCUCACGAUCGUGGUCUAUUAGAUGAGGAUGGUCAGGUGAAAAAUCCAUGGACUGGCACCUGGAUGACUCUUCUCGAGGCCAUUGCAGUUGGUUUGCUGGACCCUUAUGUCAAGUGCAUUGUGCAUCCGCGAACUCAGGAGGCACUGUCACUUUCUGAAGCUCUUGCACAGGGAGUCGUUACACCCGAUGGCAGGUUUGUCAAUCUCGUAACUCGUGAAGUGCUUACCCUCAGCCAGGCAGUACGCCUUGGUUUUGUUACAUCUGUUUGCCAAAAAACAAUAUUCAAUGUCUCAUCCUUCCAGGACCCCGCAUCCAGUGAGAGCCUUAGUUUCAACGAUGCUGUAGCGCAAGGUCUUUUAAAUCCUAAAACUGGUGUUUUCACGUGCAAGGACACAGGACGUGAAAUUCCCUUUGAAAAGCUUGUUGAAGAGCAGGUCAUGCAGCCACAAAUUUUUGAGAUGUUUUGCAGGAAAAUUGGCUUGAAGGGUGACACUGGACGAGAGCUUACACUCUCAGAGGCUGUGUUUGAGGGUCUGAUUGAUCCAAGCACUGGCCAGAUACGUGACAGAAAAACAAAGCUUCCCAUUCCCCUGAAGGAGGCACUUGCAAAGGGGGUGAUCACCCCCGAAGGGGCUGCACUUUUGCGUGGCUUGCUGAGAAUCACAGUCAGCACUGCUACUGUGACCAAGACUAUCACUCGCUACGUCACUGUGUCAUCACAUGGUUCACAGGAUGCGCCAUUAACUGCGGAGGAUCAAACGCUGCAGGAAGCCAUGCAAAGUGGCCUGCUGAGCCCCGAUACAGAGUGGCCCACUGACGUAGGUGACCUUGCCAAUCGAACACCUGUGACUCCAGAGCCAAUUCGGAGAACUGAGGCCCACCUCAUGUAUGACGACACAGAAGACAUCACCGGAGAAGGAAGUAUGUUGCAUAGCAGCAGAAGGGUUGUGGAUAAACAUUUGCAGACAUUUGGAGAAUAUGGUGACAUUGCAGAUCAGGUUGAUCAGCUUUUGGAAGAUGACCCACAAGAGCCCACUGUGACAGAUUCUGGCUUACCCAGGAAAAAACCUCGGGGCUCGCCACCUAAAGAGGCUUCUGAUAAGGAUUUCUCAAGGCCACCAAAGGAACGCAAGGUUCCUAUUUCUCAUGCACCACCUUUGACUGCAGAUGAGGAAGAGAGCAUACACACUGUCACUUAUCACGUAACAUCCAGGCAUGAAUUUUUUGAAAAGUCUCACGUUGUUCAUGAUAUGCACACAGGUACACUCGAAGAAAGAUCAGAUGCAGUCACUAGAGGCAUUUUUGACCAUGAAACAGACCAAUCUAAGAGACCAGACACACAAGCCAAGCCUGACAAGGAAGUUGAGGAGACAAAGGACAGGAUGCCGACAAACGUAGGGGUUAAGCGGCCUGGUGACACAUCACCCGUGAGAACAAGGAGCCCAACAAAAACCCUGGCCAAGGGCACAGAACAUCCCACUGGUGACGAGAAACAGCCUUCACAAUCGGGCAGGCCUUCAAUGCCUGAACCUGCUGCUAGCAAACCAGCCUUGAAGACCUUACAUGACAAACACGAUGAUCUUUCAGAGCACAAGAGUGUUGAAGAUGUUAGAGUUUCAGUGACCCAAACAUCUACGAGGUCCGUUGACAUUUCCCAGCUUGAGAAAAUUUCGCCAACUAAGGAACCUGAGCAGGUCAAAAGGACACAACCAUCCUCACCAGCUGUAUCACCUAAAGGCAAAAAAAGCCUGCCUUUGGGUCAGUCACCAUCUGAAGGCAGUCCUGUGACCACAAAAGAGCCAUUUACCAAACGCAUGCUGUCUGAGGAUGUUACAGAAAAUAAGGAGUCUGUGCUCAUUGAGGAAAUGCUAGAGGAAGUUCUUGAAGAAUCCCGAAUGCGUGAUAGCCAUGAUGACCUUUCAGGUGUGCAACUGAAUGGUGGCCCAGAGAUGAGAAAACCUGAAGCUUUAAAAUCUUCCCCACCAAAAGAAAAGCCACCUCCAGUACCGAAAAGCAAAGUGUCACCAUCGAGAAGCACACAAGAAAUUCAGGAUGUCUCUCCAAGAAAGGGUAUGCCUGAAUCAGUGGAGAACAGAGAUAUAUCCCCAUCAAAGCAGGAGGAGCCCUUGAUACCACACGGGGAAACCCCAUUCAAGGGCAAGUCACCUGCUGCCAGAACAGUGCCGGAAAGAGACGAGUCUCCUAUGAAAAAGGCUCCAUCAUCACCUGAAAGGAGAGGUAUGUCCCCACCUAAAAAAACUAUUGGGGCACCUGAUGCCAAAGAUGUGGCCCGUACAGAAGUUGUUCUCACAUUGGAAGACAGAAGCCCUUCAACGCUGAGACAACCUGUAUCACCAAAAAAAGCUGUGUCACAGUUUCCGGAGGUGGCAGAAACAUCGGACGAUAAAGAUGUCCUUCCGUCGAAAAUUAAUGUGUCACCAGUACAAAGAACAGCUGAAACACCAAGCCACCGAGGUAAACCUGCAUCAGGACAGGAGGUACCAAAAAGUAGAGAAACAUCUCCAUCUAAACAGAAGGUGCCUUCAGCUUCUGGGAAGAAAGAUUUGUCACCGACAAGGAAGGUCCCUGGAUCGCAGGAUGAAAAAGACAUGCCCUCUUUGAGAAAGGGUGCUAGAACACCAGUAGAGGAUGACACUACAUCCAAAAAGGUGAUGCAUAGGCAAGAGCAAAGAGAUGAAAGGAAUGUCUCCUUACUGGAAGAGGUGACCACUACACUGGAAGUCAGAGACACAUCACUACCCGAAAGAAUGCCUGGAACACUGGAGGGAAGAGAUAGAUCCCCGUUAAGGAAAGUACCUGAUAAACCAGAAGAUAGGGACUUGUCGCCACGUAGAAAGGCACCAACAUCGCCAAGCAAAAAAGAUGUUUCCCAACCAGAAAGAGCUGGAGUACCAAAGGAAAGAGAUGUGUCACCACCUAAAGAGGUGUCCAAGUCUCCAGAGAAGAGACAUGCGUCACCACCUAAAGAGGCACCCUGGUUUCCAGGAAAAAGAGAAGUGUCCCCUCCAAAAGGUACUCCAGUAUCUCCAGAGGAGAAAGAGAAGCUUCAAUUGAGAGAUGUUUCAGGAUCACCGACGGGCAGAGAGGUGUCCACACCAGAAAAAGUGUUUGAUGUUCCAUCGAAAGGGGUGUCUCUGCUAGAGAAGGCACCUGGUACACAAGAAGGAAGAGAUGUAUCAGCAUUGAAACAAAGUCCGGAGUCACCGCAUUCAAGAGAUGUGUCACCACCUAAAAGAGUGCCAGAGGCAAGAGAGGUGUCACCAUUGAGGAAGACGCCUAGUGGCCCAGAAGGCAGGGAUGUGUCACCUGCCAAACAUGAACCUGGAUUGUCAAAGUGGAGAGAUGGCUCUCCAUCAGGAAGUAUCCCUGCAACACCAGAAGGAAGGGUUGGGGCCCCACUUCAAGAGGCACCUGAAAAACCAGAAAGCAAAGAUACUUUGCCUUCUAAACACGUGCCCGGAAUUCCAGAGAAGAGGGGUGUGUCACCACCAAAAAGGAGACCUGGAAGUGUAUCACCAGAAAAGAGGGAUACGUCACCACCAAAAAGGACACCCAAAGCAAAAGAGGAUAAGGCACCUUUCCCAUCAGGAGAGGCACCAAAGAUGCUAGAAGAAAGAGAGGUGUCCACAGUGCGAAGGUCACCUGGGAUGCCAGAAGACAGAGAUGUGCCAUUACCUAAACGCAUUUCUGCAUCACCAGAGAGGCGGGAUGUGUCACCACCCAAGAAAACGCCUGUUGUACCAGAGGACGCAUACAGAGAGGGGUCUUCAUUGAGUAAAGCGCCUGAAAUGCCAGAAGGUGUACUUAUGCCACCAUCUGAAAGGGAGCCCGGAAAGAUUGACGAAAAAGAUCUCUCCCCACUGCAAAAGGUGCCUAGCAGCCUCAAAGGCAGAGAUGCUUCACCGCCGAAGAAGGUCCCUGGAAGAGAUGUAUCUCCAGUGAAAAAAGUGCCUGGAACACCAGAGGGCAGGUUAUCGCCACCGAAAAAAGUUCCUGGUUCACCGGAGAAAAAGGAUGUAUCCCCAUCGAGAAAAAUGCCAGAAACAGCUAGGGACACUCCUUUGGGUACAUUGCCAUAUGCAGAGGAAAACAAAAAUGGAAUAUUACCGGAGCACGGGUUGCCUGAGCAGAUGGAAAGCUUUGAUGUGUCUCUCACUUCAAAGGUUUCAGAAACAUUGGAAACAAGAGUUCUGUUUCCAGGAAAACAAAUGGCACCUGAGACACCAGAAGGCCAAGAUGUUUCACCAUCAAGAAAGGUACCUGGGCAGGGAGAUAUGUCUCCUCUUAAAGAAUUAGCUGGGAUGUUGAAAAGCAGAGAUGUACCGCCACUGGAGAAAAUCCCUGGACAGAGCGAAAGCAAGGAUAUUGCUCCAGAAAAGAAGAGCCCUACGUUAUUGAAAAGCAGGGACAGCUCUCCGCCAAAGAAAGCUCCCGGUGCGUCUGGAGAUAGAGGGACAUCUCCUUCCAAGCAGAAAGCACCUGAGACACAAGAACUUGGAUAUGUAUCCCCAGCGGAACGAGCACGUGAAACACCCAAGACAAAACAUGCAUCUCCAGAAAGAAAGAAGCCCGAAUUGCCUGAGCAGCAAGAUAUUUACACAACAGAAAAGGCACCUGAAAUGCCAGAGAGCAAGGAUGUGCAGCUGUCUGUGCAACAAAAUGUGCCUGAAACAUCCGACAGGGCAGGGAAGUAUCCCUCUGUGCAAAAGGUUCCUGUAGAACCAGGACAGAGACAUGCAUCCCCGCCGAGAAAAGUGCCUGAAAUGCUGCAGAAGAAAGGUGAGCCCACACCGGAAAAAAUUCCCAGCAAACCGGAAACCAGGGAUAGGUCCCCGCCGAAACAGAAGCUACCUGAGGCACCGAAAAGCAGAGACGCCUCGCCAUCAAGAAAAGUUCAGUCAAAACCAAAGAGCCGUGAGACUUCUCCUUCGAAACAGAAGGCACCGGAAAGUGUGAAAUCUACGGAAACGUUGCCAUCUCAGGAACCGAUGCGUGAAGUCACUGAGAGCAGACAGCAUAAAUUUGAAGUAGAAGUUCUAGACAUUCCUCCUGGUGGAUGGUAUUUGAAAGAUGCUAUUGAGCAAGGAUUGUUUGAUGCCAAGGAAGGACUGUUCCUUAUACCAGGCACUGAUCGGCUGGUGUCCUUAGAAGAGACAUUGAAAAUGCAGAUUUUGAAUUCUGAUUCAGCAACCAUACAUGAGCCAGGAUCAAAAAGAACUCUUACAUUGACAAGAGCACUCGAAAAGAAUCUGCUUAGUGCAAUGGGGCAUUACCAUGAUGCAAGUACAAAACAAACAUGGACCAUGGAAGAGGCAAUAAAGCGUAAAGUUGUGAUUCUGCUACAGCGCCCAGAUAGUGCAGCCCCUGGGCAUGGGCCAGCAAGAUCUAUCCAUGUCACAAGGGUUGUCGGUCAGCCAGACAUAGUGGAGGUGAAAGCAAGAGAGCUGGAAGCAUCUAGACAAGACUUUCCAAAGUUUUCUGACCUUCAGCCGGAGGAACCUUCAGCCGAUUCCAAAGGGCCACAAGACAGAACUCCUGGCACAUCCUCAACUGUAGCCAGCAUAUUGAAAGGCAGUGCAGGCAACGAAGGAGUCAUUAUUAGAGAAGCAAGCACACAUAAAGAAAUCAAGUUAAAGGAUGCCAUUGGAAAAGGUGUCAUAGAUUUAGGUAAAGACACUUACACUGACAAAAGUACUGGCCGCAGUUGGAAAAUCGAAGAAGCGAUCAAAACAGGCGUGCUUGCCAUUGUUGGUGCACCACUUCUUUUGGGAGCCAAGGCAAUUGGAGCACUCCGAGAAUCGGCCACUGAUGAAAUGGUUCACGCGACGGCUACGUGCUCCGAACCAAUUCGUACUACUCGUGAAGUCACCAAAGUGGUUCGUCACACAAGUUUGCAAAUCAGGGAUGCUACUACUGGCCGAGAGGUGCCCUUGGAAGAAGCUGUGGCAUUGGGGCUCAUCAACGAAGAUUCUGCCAAAGAAUUACAGGAUGGCGCAAAGACCACCACCGAGCAGAGUGUGCACACCACUACCACAGUGCUUGUCACAGACCCUGUUACUGGGGAUACCAUGACCCUUGCUGAGGCCCUUGAGCAGGGCUGCCUUGAUUCAGAAACAGCUGCCAAGCUCCAGCGGGGCAAUGUCACGGGUGUUGUGACCAGUGUACAUACCCGUCUUGAGGGUUCAGGCAAGGGCAGUACAGUGGCAUACCAGGAGUUGCUGAGUGCUCCUAGGGAAGUGACGAGCAAGCAUGUGGAAGAGGCACGGUACGCGGUGCCACGCUUUGAGGUAAUGCUUGGCAGGGCAACAUCAUCCCAGCAGCCCACCUUGCAGAAGGUGCGCAGAUUGGUAGUCAGCCCUAAAGAAGCCCAGAGCAAGGGAAUAGCUGACAAAGGCUUAGUGCUCGAACCUCAGCAGGGCCGCUGGUUGCCUCAGAGUGAAGCCGAAGCUGCAGGUCUUCUAGACGCUCGCACAGGGGACGUGCUCGUGCCCGUGGGCCGGCCACUGUCAUUGCCAGAGCUCGUGGAACAAGGGCUUGUAGAGCCAGUAUCCCAACGAAUCGUGCAUCCUGAAACUGGGGCCCUCUUAACAAUGGAAGAGGCUGUUCUCUGUGACAUUGCUAAUCCAAUGUCGGUAGUACCAGGACCAGAGUCCCCAUUAACUUUGGAGGAGGCACUUGUCUCUCAGGUUGUUGACAAAGAGUCUGGUUCUCUCACAGUGGCACCAGGUUCUUCGGUGACUCUGGCAGAUUCUGUAUUGAAGCUCAGAGUAUUUGACAAGCUUGACACACCAAAGUCUGUGAUCCCUAUACCAAUGCUUGCCCCAACUUUUCCUGUUGCAUUGCGUCGUGGGGUUGUUAACGUAACUGAGGGCACAUACACUCACCCAGUGACAAAAGAAACAAUAACUUUGGAGCAGGCCAUCAAAGAUGGCUUGCUUUUGCCAACUCCCUCGAUCCCCACACAGGAUAGCUUGUAUGUAUGUGAAGCAGUGAAUCGAGGUUUGAUUGACCAGACUGCCUUCACCAUGAGAAAUCCCCUUACUGGGCAAGAUGUGUCCGUAGAGGAUGCAAUGGACUCUGGUCUUUUACAGCUUGUACCAUUUGACAAGACAAAAUUCACAUCUUAUAGUGAUGUAGAGCACAGUAUCAGAUACAUUGCUCCUGUGCUUUACCGUACUACUGUAAUCAGAGGCACCACCAUCAUCAUCAGGCCCGGUUACACUAUGCCGGAACCAGGACGUGUUCAAAAUGUGGACACUGGUGAGGUUUUCUCUUUAGAUGAGGCUAAAGAACUUGGGAUUGUUCAGAUACAGGAAUCUGUGGAAAAGCCCACCUUGUUGGAAGCUGUGCAGCAAGGCAUGGUCGAUUUAGAGCGAGGUCUCUACAUUGCAGAUGGUGCGAGUCUUCCGAUUAGUGAGGCAUUUUCUUCUAACCUCAUAGCUCGCGACAGCACAGGCUCAUUACACCCUGGCAAGUACACCCUUAUUCAACUCUUUGAACUGUACUAUGAUGAUGAUAUGCAUUUGUUUUGGGUUCCAAACAGUAGCCAGCCUUUGAGCCUUGAUGAAGUGACGAAAGCUGGAUAUCUUGAUCUAAGCACAGUGCUGCUUGACAUUGAUGAAGGUCGUAUCUUCACCGUUCAAGAUGGUAUCAGCUCGGGCUACAUUGACACUGAAACUGAAAAACUUAGAAGGCAUGGCCGAGAGCCCGUGCUUAUAUGGGAAGCCAUUAGAUCUGGGUUCUUGGUGGCCAUUGAUGCGCCCUUGCUUCCAAUGUUGCCAAGAAGAUUCGGGCGUGUGACAGAUCAUGAGACUGAAGAUAUCAAGGGCCGCUUAUCUCCUUCAAAGCAAUAUUCACCACAAACUCAGCCUGGUCAAGCUGGAGCUGGAGGAUCUAUUCCUACUGAGGAAUCUUCAGUGCCAAAGAGGCCAGCCAGGAAAAUGCGACCCGAGUCUCCUGGUAGCAAGAGGACUGCAACUAGCUCACCGUCACCCAGCAAGGAAGUUGCACCCAAGUCUCCAACAAAGGAAGUUGCACCCAAGUCUCCAACAAAGGAAGUUGCACCCAAGUCUCCAACAAAGGAAGUCGCACCCAAGUCUCCAACAAAGGAAGUUGCACCCAAGUCUCCAUCAAAGGAAGUUGCAACCAAGUCGCCAACAAAGGGAGUUGCACCCAAGUCACCAACGAAGGAAAUUGCACCAAAAUCACCAACAAAGGAAAUUUCACCCAAGUCACCAACAAGGGAAAUUGCACCUGAGUCGCCAACAAAGGAAAUUUCACAGGAGUCUUCAACAGAGGAAGUUGCACCUAGGUCUCCAACAAAGGAUGUUGCUCUGAAGUCGCCAGUGAAGGAAGUUGCGCCCAAAUCUUCCGAGAAGGAAGUUGCACCCAAGUCACCAACAAAGGAAGUUGCGCCCAAGUCUCCCACGAAGGUAGUUUCACCCAAGUCUCCCACGAAGGAAGUUGCACCCAAGUCUCCCACGAAGGAAGUUGCGCCCAAGUCUCCCACGAAGGAAGUUGCGCCCAAGUCUCCCACGAAGGAAGUUGCGCCCAAGUCCCCCACGAAGGAAGUUGCGCCCAAGUCUCCCACGAAGGAUGUUGCGCCCAAAUCUCCCGAGAAGGAUGUUGCGUCCAAAUCUCCCGAGAAGGAAGCUGCUUCGAGAUCCCCUUCUAAAGAAAUUGCUUCGAAGUCUCCUAUUAAAGAAGCACCUUCAACGCUUGCUUCUAGGGAUGUUGUGUCAAAGUCUCCCACAUCUUCAGCUAAGGGAACUUUUCCAAGGUCUUCAGAUAAGGAGGCAUUUUCUGAGUCUCCAGAUAGAGAAAUCCUAAAGUCUCCGUUAAAGGAAGUGGCUCCAAAAUUUACAGAGAAGGAAUCUUGUGCAACCCCCACAUCUCCAAUGAAGGAAACUGUUCCAAGAUCGCCAAGCAGAGAAGUCAAGCUGAAGUCUCCGACCAAGGAGGUUAUCUCAGUGUCUCCAGCUAGAGAUGUUGCUCCAAGAUCUCCAACUAAGGAAACUUCUCCAGUUAAAGAAGUUGCACGAAAGUCGCCAGCAAAGGAAGUUUCACCAAAGUUUCCAGUCAAGGAGGUUGUUACAACUACACCAGCUAAACAGACACCUCGAAAGUCUCCAGCAAAAGAAGUCUCUUCUAGACAGCCAUUAAAAGAAUCUUCCCAGAAAACUUCACCCAGGGAAGACUCCUCAAAGUUUCCAGUCAAGCCUUCGGAUCGGAAAGCACCGGUGAAGAUGCCACCUGGUGACCUGGAUAAAACUGAAGGAGAGAUUUUGCCAACUACUGAAGUUUCGACCUUCAGUAGCACUGAAGUGGUUGUGAAGCAGACGUUCACAGAGUACCGGAAGGACUACGAAGCAGAGCUGGUUGUAGGGCAAAAACUGCCUCUUCGCACCCUUAUUCAGCGAGAUGCAAUGGCACCUCGAAACUUUUUGGUGUUUAUUCCGAGCUCAGGACGAACAAUGCACUUGGAGGACGCACUGGCCACAUGGCAGGUCACUGAAGACAACAUCGUGAUGGUGCGAAGCAUGAACGAGCUAGUGGUCAUGGACCAGGUUGCUCCCGAAUUCACGCUGGACUCUGCCACAUCUGAGGGAAUGUACAACACAAAACUCAAGACUUUCACCAACCCCAAGACAAAGAAGCCAAUCUCUUUUGCUGAAUUUGUAGCCAGAAAAUUUGUUGACCUUUCCAAUGUCACUGUUCAAGAUUUCAAGACUAGAAAGAUGAUUACACUGGAGGAAGCUCUGGAGCGAAACAUUGUCGACAGAGAAACUGGGCAAAUGGUGCAUCCAGAAACAAAGAAACCUGUCUCCUUCUUCGAAGCGAGUGUCUUGGGCUGGAUUGUUUGGGAGACCACGGUUGUCACCCAGACAGGGCAGCUGACUCUAGCUCAGGCUAUUCGAGGGCUCAGCUUUGACCAAGAAAAGGCGGCAGCGCAGGAGCGGUGCAAGACCUGUGAUGAAGAAAUCGCUGAGCUGUCCCAGUGGAUUGAAGACAUUGAGUUGCGCCUUGCCAACCUUGGGGCUGUCUCAGAGGACUCAGACAUCUUGCGACAACAGCUGUCGACUGCCAAGUCCCUGCGUGAAGAGCUGGAGCUGAAGCAGCCGCGGGUUCUGUCACUGUUUGACGAGGUCCGGCAGCUGUCUUCCAGCGAGCUGCUUUCGCGGGAUGAAACGGAUGCCCUGCAGCGGCCCCUGGCCCAAUGCCGAGGGCGCCUCGAGCUCUGUCAGGAGCGCAGUGAGCGCCUAGCGCGACGCCUGGCUGCCGCUCUCGAGGAGCUGCUCAAGUACACAGGAGAGAUGCAGGUCUUCCGGACGUGGCUGGACAAUGCCCGCAAGGUCUUGACCAGGCAUGAGGAACUGUUGGACGACAUCCGCAAUGUGGCUGACAAUGCUGACCACUACAGAGCAUUUUCGAGCGAUGUGAUAGCCCAUCAAGCAGACCUUCGUUUUAUAACCAUGGCUGCUCAGCGAUUUGUGGAUGAGUCCAAGGAAUACCUGCGCAUGCUGAAUGACCACCGGACAAGCCUGCCACAGAGGCUGAGCCAUUUGGAGCCCUCCGAGAGCGAGGUUCGCGCCGAGGUGUCUCACGUGAGCACCGAGUACCAGAACCUGCUGAGUCGCGUGAACAAGCUUGGGGACCAGUUCUCCAGCCUGACCGAACGCAAGCGUGCUUACCACGAGGCCAUGGAGAGGGCCACGGCCUGGCUGAACGAGGCACAGCGCAGCGCCAAGCGGCUGCUUGAGGAGCCGACGGCAGCCGAGCCACCUGCUAUCCAGGAGCAACUGGAGCGUGUGCGGGCCUUCCACCUCGAGGCAGUGGGCCAGGGACGGCUGAUCGAAACGGCCAAGCAGGCUGCUCAGGUGCUGCCACCGUCCGGCGGACCUGCCGUCGAGGAGGCGGUGCGCAACCUGGAGGAGGUGUACCAGCAGAUGCUGUCGCUCGUGGGUGAGCGCAGCAAACAGCUGCAGACGGCACUCGUGCAGUCGCAAGACAUCGCAGAUGGCCUGGACCGUGUGCUAAGGCUGCUCGAUGAACUGGAGGCUACCCAACGGGGCCAGAGUGCCAAGCUUGCCAGCUUAAUGAGGGAUCGUCUUGAUGAGCAGAUUCAUGAACACCGUGUGCUUCGGUCAGAAAUUGAUGGCCAGCGUCCAUUCAUUGAUGCUCUCAAUGCCUCUGCGCGGGAGUUGCCUGGCAAUGCUCGCUUGGCCAAGAAAGUGGAGGCCAAGCUCAAGGACAUCAACAGCCGCUACGAGAAAGUGCUCGACAAGUCAACGAGGAGGGGUGAAUUGCUUGACGAGGUGUCAAGCUGCCUGGACCAAUUCACUGGCAUGGCAAACCGCUUUGAAGAGUGGCUUGCCAGUGUGCUGCAAGCCGUGGAGGGCGAAGAGCAGCCGCGCCUCGAGCACGCCAUGAACCAGCGCAACCUGCGCAAGGAUGAGUUUGAGGACCUGCUGCGUGCGGGACGUGCCUUGUGUGCCAAACGAGAUGUCACUGACACUGGGCCUGUGCGUGACAAGGUGAAGCAGCUGGAGCAACAGUGGAAAGAACUUGGCGAGCUGCUGUCUGAACGUGAGAGGCAAGGACGGCAGCGGGCUGAGCAAGGGGCAGCGUAUGAGACACUGCGACAGCAAGUGUUGUCAUGGCUGCAGACAACUGAGGGACGUCUCGACACCCUUGGUUCCCUGGCACUGGACAAGGACAUCCUGCGCCGACAGGCUGCCGAGAUCAAGCCUCUGGUGAAGGAGCAUGCCGAGUACGCAUCCACCAUGGACCGUGUCAACGAGUUGGGUCGCAGCUAUGACGCGCUGCGGGUGGACAGCCGCUCACGCCCCCCUGCCCGCAAGGGAGGAAGCCCCCACAAGGAACCCUAUGCCAAUGGCAGUGGUGCUCAUGAGUCAUCACCCGAAGGAAGGGCACUGCAGAGUCCACAGUCCAGUGCCUCCAGUGGUUUUAGCAGUAGGCACAGCUCGAUCGACCAGUUUGGGCCCCUUGAGGACCUGAGCCCCGUGCAGCAGCAGCUGUCCGAGAUGAACCACCGUUACCACCUGCUAGGUGUGCGCCUCUCGGACCGGCAGCAGGAGGCAGACUCGUUAUCCGAGGAGCUGCGCACGUGCACCGAGGCCCUCCGCACCCUGCUCGCAUUUGUGAAGAGCCGUAGCGUGCCCCGCGAUUUGCCAGCCAGCCAGGAGCUGGCACACCAGCAACUGUCUCAGCUGCGCGAGCUGCAGACGGAGCUGCAGGAGAAGCAACUCGAAGUAGACCGGGCACGCCUUCAGGCCCAGGAGCUGCUGCGGCGCCGGCCACAAGCACCCGGCUCUGAUGCCCUUCAGGCACAGCUGGACGAGCUGCUGAGUCGGUGGCAAGGGCUACAGGGGGCCCUCCGCUCGCGCCUCCUCCUGAUACAGUUGCUGAAGGAGUUCCAGGAUACCCAUGAUCUUCUUCACAACUGGCUCAUCCAGAAAGACAAGAUGUUCCAGGUGCUGGGCCCAAUCGCCACCGAGCCACGUCUCGUGGCUGCCCAGACACAGCAGGUGCUGUGCAUGCGAGACGAGCUGACCUCUCAGGAGCCCCUGCUUCGACGCCUCACCACCUGCGCACAGGAAUUGCUCGACCAGCUGGAUGACAAGGAUGGCCCGACUGCGCGACGCCUUCGUGAACAACUGGAUGGCAUAAAACGGCACUGGGCCGAGAUGGUGUCCAGGCUGGAGGAGCGCGAGCGCGCACUGGGGGCGGCCACUGGAGCCUCGGCCGAAUUCCAGACAGUCCUGGCUCGCCUCUUGGACAGUUUGCAGGGUGUUGGCGAUGACUUUGAGCGCCUCUCGGAGGCUGGAGACUGUGAGGCCCAGCUUCGUCGCCUGGCAGCCCUGGAGGAACGCCUUGAAGCCCAACGACCACCACUGGCCGAAGCCGAAGCCCGAGCCGAGAACCUCUGUGAGCUGCUCUCUGAUGCAGCCUCGCGCUCGGAGGUCAGGGCACGCUUGGGCAGUGCUCAGAAGCUCUACAAUGGCCUCAACCGCAAGAUCAACAACCGCAAAGCAGAAUUGGAGUCAUCACUGAAGGAGGACCGAGGCUUCUUCUCGAACUGUGACAGCAUUCAGGAAUGGCUUCGUGGCAUCCAGCUCAGCCUUGCUCCUGACCUGAAGAUCUCAGCCGACACCGACAUUCUUCACAAGCAGGUCACUGAGUUUGAGCCAGCAUACAAAAGCCUGCUGGACAAAGAGCACGAGGUGCACCUGGUUCUGAGCAAGGGAGCCGACAUGGUGACCCGCAUGAGCCGCAAGCAGGAAGCCCAGCAGCUGCGCACACGCCUCGAUGGCCUGCGCCGUGGCUGGGACCAGCUCCGCAAGGAGGCCACCGACAGACACACGCGGCUGCAGCGGGCAUUCGAGAACUGCAAGAAGUUUAAUGCAGCUUUUAACAAGUUUGGACCUUGGCUGCAGUCGGCUGAAGGUCGCCUGUCCACUCUGACCCUGGUCAACUAUCAGCGGGCGGAAGUGGAGAGGCAGGCCAAGGAACUGCAGGCGUUCAAAAAUGAUUUGUCAAGGCACAGUCAGGAGUACGACAGUGUACGCAACCUGGGCGAAACAUUCCUGGCGGGCUGUGAUGUCGACAAGGAAGGCGUCAAAAAGGACUUGGACACGCUUCGCGCCCGGUGGGAGAAACUCAACCACGGUGUGACCGAGAGGAGCCGUCAGUUGGAUGAGGUCUCAAGCAAGCUGUGCGAGUUCCAGGAGAAGGCUGGCGAGUUGGGCCACGGCCUGCAGCGACUCGAGGACAAGCUUGCGUCCCACGAUGCUCUGGGCGAGGCAGCACGCAACCCUCGCCUCCUUGACCGGCUGCAGGGCAUGGCACGUGAAGCCGACGAGCUGCGCCGCGGCCUCGAUCGGCUGCGCGCGUUCACCGACACUUGGCUGGCCUCGGCCUCGCCAGAGUGCGACACCUCGCACGUGCGCGGCCAGCUUGAUGCCCUGGUGCGUCGGCACCAGCAGCUGGCACACGACUUGCAGGACCGCUGCGGACAGCUCGAAGAGGCGGGAACGGUGGUGGCCCAGUACCACGCAAAGGUAAAGACAGCCCAACAAGACUUGAGCAGCCUGGAAGAAGAGUUGGAGACCAUGGGCCCCAUUGGACGAGACAUCAAGACAGUUCGAAGCCAAAUCGAUCAAGUGAAGAGUUUCCAAGAGCGCCUCUCGUCUGCUGCUCGCGAGGUUGACAAGGCGGAGCAGGAAUGCCAGGAGCUCAUUUCUCAAGGAUACACUCAGGACGCCAAGGGUGCCCGAGCACAGGUGGAGACGCUGCGUAGGCAGCUCAACAGACUGGAGGAGCGGGCGCGUGGCCGCCACAGCUCCCUGGAGGCCAUGCUGGCCAAACUGGAGAAGUUCUACGAGGACCUGCACACCACCCAGAGGCGCGUCGGAGGCGCUUUGGGAGAGGAGCACACAUUCCGGCCUGUGGCAGCUGACGUGGAGAGCUUGCGCAGUCAGCAGGAGCAGUUCAAGCAAUUCCGCAAGUCUCAUGUGGAGCCACUGGGUCGUGAAGUUGACAACGUGAAUCGAGCUGGCAACGCGCUGAUCCAGUCGGCAUCGCCAGGUGUCAACACAACUCUCCUGGAACGAGACAUUGACAAACUCAACGACGAGUGGAACCAGCUGAAGGAGAAGGUUGGAGAACGCGAGCGUCUGCUCGAGGCAGCGCUGCUGCAGUCGGGCAAGUUCCAGGAGGCCCUGGCCGGGGUGGCACGCUGGCUGGAAGACACGGAGGAGCUGGUGGCCAAUCAGCGGGCUCCGUCGGCUGACUACAAGGUGCUCAAGGCACAGCUGCAGGAACAGAAGUUCCUCAACAAGCUGCUGCUCGACCGGCAGGGCAGCAUGAACUCGCUGCAGGCCAUGGGCACCGAGGUCAUGCGGCACCUAUCGUCAGCCGACAAGGCCCACGUGCAGGCACAGCUGCACGACCUAAGCCAGCGAUUCGACCGGCUAAUGCGAGGUGCACAAGAACGCACGGCAGCCCUGGAGAGGACACUGCCCGUGGCUCGGUCGUUCCAGGAGCAGCUGUCACCGCUUGUCGAGUGGCUGGAGCAAACAGAACGACGGCUCACGGCCAUGUCCACCUUGCCGACGGACGCCGACCGCCUUGCACAGCGGGCGCAAGAACACCGUGAACUUCAUCGUGAUGUGCUGGGGCACAAGCGAGCCUUUGAGGCCCUCACCGAGACAGCUCAGCAGCUCAUGUCUCUGGUGGGCGACGACGAGGCCCAGGCUGUGGUCGACUCGCUCCAAGAAUUGACGGACCGCUACGCUCGCCUGGUUGGGGACAGCGAGCAUCUGGAACAGCUUCUGACGGAGGCACGUGCGGGUGCUGGUGCCUUUGCACUCGCCUUUGAGGACCUGCUUGUCUGGAUAGGCGAAAUGGAGUCUCGCCUUGCACGCUACCAAGUGCUCAGCGUCUACGUUGAGAAGCUGCAGGAGCAGUUUGACGAGCUGAAUGAACUGAGCGAGGAGGUGUCUGAUCACCAAAAGCAGGUCGACGAGCUGAGUGGGUCUGGGCAGGAGCUGAUGCGGCAUGCGUCGGGCAACGAUGCCAUCCAGCUGAAAGACCGGCUAGAUUCUCUGCAGUUGCGUUACACAGACUUGGCACAGCGUGCGGCAGAGCGCCUGCGACAGGCUCGCGAGGCCCUGCCUGUCGCUCAAAACUUCCACACUGCCCACGAACGUCUCAUCCGGUGGAUGGACGACGCUGAAGCACAGCUGCGGUCUCUCGAGGCUGCAGCCCUCACUGCCCAAGAGAGCACCAUGCAGCGUCUUGAGCAGGAGCUGCAAGAGAUGCGUGGUGUGUUGGAAGUCGUGAACCACCUGGGCCCACAGCUGUGUCAGCGAUCACCCGGAGAAGGUGCAGGUGUAGUUGAAGCCAUGGUGUCUCGUGCCAACCGCCGCUUUGACGCCAUCUGCGAACAGAUCCAGCGGCGUGCUGAGCGCCUUGAGCUGUCGCGUCAGCGCAGCCUUGAAGUAACUGGUGACCUAGAAGACCUGCUCGACUGGUUCCACGAGGUUGAGCGCCAGCUGGCUGAUGCUCAGCCCAUUGUGGCCGAGCCAGACACACUGGCUGCCAUGCUUCGGGAGCAGAAGGCGCUGAGUGAAGAGGUGAGCAGUCAGAAGGGCCGCGUGCGGGAUGUCUUGUCAGCAGCCAAGAAGGUCGCGCGGGAAUGGCCAGCCGAAGAUCAGGCAGCCGUGCGGGACCGAGCAGAAGAGCUGCGGGCGCUGUCGACCCGUGUUGCAGAGGCAUGUGCCGAACGGCUGGCAGCACUGGAACAGGCACUGCCACUGGCCGAGCACCUGCUUGAGGCCCACAGCGAGCUGGUCGCAUGGCUGGAUGAGGCCGAGUCCGAGGCCGAAAGGCUCGCUGCCCCUGCAGCCCCACACCCGGCACACAUCCAGAGGCAGCAGGAGCGUAACCGCGCCCUGCUGCAAGCACUGGCCGAGCAUAAGCCACUGCUUGACCGGCUCAACAAGGCGGGCACAGCACUGGCAAAACUGUGUCGACCACCCGAUGCUCAAAAGGUGCAGCGAUUGCUUAGCUCAGACAAUGAGCGCUACAACACACUUCGCAAGCUGCUGCGUGACCAGCAGAAUCUCCUUGAGGAGGCCAUGCAGUCCACCUCCCAGUUUGCUGACAAGUUGGACGGUAUGCUGAGUGCACUGGCUUCAACAGCCGACCAGCUGAACAAUGCAGAGCCCAUCUCUGCACACCCUGAGCGCAUCCAAGAGCAGAUUAGCGACAACCAAGCUGUGGUGAGCGACCUGGGAAAGAAGUCGCCUGCCUUGGAGGCUGUGCAGAAGGCUGCCCGUGAGGUCAUUGCCAAAGCUGGGGGAGAUAAGGAGCCUAGUGUGCGAGACAUCCGGCAAAAGCUGGAGCGACUCAAUGGCUUGUGGGAGGCAGUCCAGCAGGCAGCGCGCACGCGAGGCCAGUCCCUGGAGAGUGCAUUGGCCGUGGCGGAGCGCUUCUGGGAGGAACUGAACGCUGUCAUGCGGGCGCUUCGUGACCUCCAGGAGAACCUGGACAGCCAGGAACCGCCAGCUGUCGAGCCGCAAGCCAUCCACCAGCAACAGGAGGUGCUGCACGAGAUCAAGCAGGAGAUGGAACAGACCCGACCCGAAGUGGACCAGUGCCGCCAGGCAGGUCAAGACCUCAUGCAGCUGUGUGGGGAGCCUGACCGACCAGAAGUCAAGCGCCACAUUGAAGACCUGGACACCGCCUGGGAGAACGUGACCACCCUGUAUGCCAAGCGGGAGCAAAACCUCAUCGAUGCCCUGGACAAGGCCAUGGGCUUUCACGACACCCUUCACAACUUGCUCGAGUUCUUGGACACAGCUGAGCAGAAGUUUGGCAGCCUUGGACCUGUGGCAGCUGACAUUGAUGCCGUCAAAGCACAGAUUGGACAGCUCAGGGACUUCAAGCGGGAGGUGGACCCACACAUGGUGGAGGUGGAGUCACUCAACCGCCAAGCCAAAGAACUCUCCGAGCAGACUUCAUCCGAGCAGGCACGCGCAUUACGGCAGCCCCUGGACGAGAUCAACCGGCGCUGGACCGCUUUGCUCCGAGGCCUGGUGGAUAGGCAGCGUGAGCUCGAGAAUGCGCUACUGCGGCUGGGCCAGUUCCAGCACGCACUAGGAGAGCUGCUGGUGUGGAUGGCACGCACUGAGCGUGCACUCGACGAAUGCCGACCAGUUGCUGGCGAUGCCCAAGUCAUCGAGGUCGAGUUGGCCAAGCACAAGGUGCUGAUGAAUGACAUCCAAGCGCACCAAAGCAGUGUGGACACGCUGAACCGGGCUGGUCAUCAGCUGAUUGAAGCAGACCGGCACAGCGAGGACGCCAGUGUUACACAGACCAAGUUAGCCGACCUCAACCGGCGAUGGAAGGCACUGCAAGACAAAGCGGCUGAGCGCCAGCAGCAGUUGGAAGCUGCCUUGCGAGAGGCUCAAGCCUUCAACCAAGAGAUACAAGACUUGCUGAUGUGGCUGAGUGACAUUGACGGUCAGCUAGCAUCAUCCAAGCCUGUUGGUGGGCUACCAGAAACAGCGAGGGAACAGCUCAACCGUUUCAUGGAGCUGUACAACGAACUGGACAGCAACAGACACAGGGUGGAGUCUGUGUUGCAGCAAGGCCAGGAGUACACACGUGCAGCCGAGGGCUCCACAGGGCUGCAGCACAGCUUGCGCACACUCAAACAACGAUGGGACAAUGUCCUCAACCGGGCCAAUGACCGCAAGAUCAAGCUGGAGAUUGCACUCAAGGAGGCGACAGAAUUCCACGAAUCACUUCAGGAGUUUGUGGAAUGGCUCACACAUGCGGAAAAGUCUUUGGCAAGCCUGCGGCCUGUGAGCCGAGUCUUGGAGAAUGUGCUAAGCCAGAUUGAAGAGCAUAAGAGCUUCCAGAAGGAUGUGGGCGCCCACCGGGAAACGAUGCUGCAACUGGACAAGAAGGGCACGCACCUCAAGUACUUCAGCCAGAAGCAAGACGUGAUCCUCAUCAAGAACCUGCUCAUCUCAGUGCAACAUCGCUGGGAGCGUGUCGUCUCCAAAGCAGCGGAACGCACUCGUGCUCUGGACCACGGUUACAAGGAGGCCAAGGAGUUCCACGACGCGUGGACCGAACUGGAUCGAUGGUUGACAGAGGCGGACCAGAGCCUUGACGAGCAGCCACCGGCAGGCAAUGACCCCGAGAAAAUUCGGCGCCUGCUGGCGCGGCACCGAGAGUUCCAACGCACCCUGGGGGCCAAGCAGCCGGCGUAUGAUGCCUGCUUGCGCCAGGGGCGGCUCCUGCGCGAGCGCUGUCCCAAGGCUGAUCAGCCAGUUCUGCAGCGCAUGAGCGACGAGCUUAAGGCCAAGUGGAACGCCCUGUGCAACAAGUCGGUCGACAGGCAACGCAAGUUGGAGGAAGCGCUGCUCUUCUCGGGCCAGUUCAAGGAUGCAGUGCAGGCGCUCAUCGACUGGCUGGACCGCGCCCUGACCUCCCUGCAAGCAGACCAGCUGCUGCACGGAGACCUCGACACGGUCAACAACCUCGUCGAACAGCACCGAAGUUUCCAAACGGAGCUGAAGAGCCGCUCGGCCAACCUGGAGUCGGUGCAGCGCACGGCCAGUGAGCUGCUCAAGACGGCCAGUGCCGACGAUGCGGCCAGCAUCCGCAGUCAGAUGUCAUCGCUCGAGUCGAAGUGGGAAGCUGUCUCCAAGCUCUCGGACACCAAGCAGCGAAAGCUCGAAGAGGCUCUCCGCCAGGCAAAGCAACUUCACAAAGCAGUGCACAUGCUGCUGGAGUGGCUUUCUGAUGCAGAGAUGAAGCUGCGAUUUGCGGGCCCUCUGCCUGAGGAUGAAGCGACAACACGACAACAGAUGGAGGAGCAUCAGCAGUUCAUGCGCGAGAUGGAGCAGCAGGAGCACAACAAGGAGAGCACAAUAGCGCUGGCACAGGAGAUUCUGUCCCGGUGUCACCCAGAUGCCGUGACAGUCAUCCGCCACUGGGUCACCAUCAUCCAGUCACGGUGGGAAGAGGUGUCCCUCUGGGCACGCCAGCGGGAGCAGAAGCUGGCCGAGCACCUACGCUCGUUGCGCGACGUGCUUGAGCUCCUCGAGGAACUGAUGCGCUGGCUGCUGGCAGCCGAGGCCAGUCUCAUGACCUUGGAGGCCCAACCACUGCCAGAUGACGUGACCGCCACAGAGCGCCUUCUCGAUGACCACCGGCGUUUCAUGGACGACAUGUCUCAAAGGCAGGCUGACGUGGAUCGCAUCUCCAAGGCCUUUGCCAGCAAGCGCCAGCCGGCCGCUGGUUCGGCCGCAGCUGGUGGAACGAAGGACCGCCCGUCGCAGCAACGACAUGACCGACGCAUGCCCCACGCAGCUUCUCAGAGUACGCCUCGGACGUCCACGCCCACGCGUGGACAUGCUGCCGCAGAGCCUGAAAUCCGGCACCCUCGUGCCCGGGAGUUGGUGGAGAAGUGGCAGCACGUCUGGCUGCUGGCCAUGGAACGCCAGCGCCGAUUGCUGGAGCACCUCAAGUACUUACAAGAGUUGGAGAGCAUCAAGAACUUCGACUUCGAUGAGUGGCGCAGGAGGUUUCUGGGCUGGAUGAACAACAAGAAGUCUCGUGUGAUGGACCUGUUCCGCAAGAUCGACAAAGACAAUGACGGGAAAGUGACCAAGGAGGAGUUCAUUGAAGGAAUCCUCAAGUCGAAAUUCCCCACAAGCAGACUCGAGAUGGAAAGGGUGGCUGACAUUUUUGAUCGAAACGGCGACGGCUACAUCGACCACAAGGAGUACAUUGACACCCUUCGUCCCGAUCGAGAUUGCUUGGUUCAUGGUGCGAAGCAGAACAAGCCCCUUACGGAGGCCGAGAAAAUCCAGGACGAAGUCCAGCGACAGGUUGCCAAGUGCACCUGUGUUCACCGCUUCAAAGUGUUCCAAGUGGGCGAGGGCAAAUACCGGUUUGGUGAAUCUCAGAAGCUGCGCCUGGUGCGCAUCUUGCGUAGCACGGUCAUGGUGCGUGUAGGUGGCGGCUGGGUGGCCCUCGACGAAUUCCUCGUCAAAAACGAUCCCUGCCGAGCCAAGGGGCGCACCAACCUGGAGCUGCGCGAGCAGUUCAUUCUGGCCGAGGGCGUCAGCCAGUCCAUGACGCCCUUCAAGCCCAAGACCUUCUCGCGGGCGGGACCAAUCACCAAGGUGCGAGAAAAGACGGAACGCAGCGUCCCCCUGAGCCAGCAGCAGCAACAGCGCAUUGUUGCCGACGACGAGCUCAGUGACGGCUCAGGCCAGCUGCGGGUCACCCGCCUUGGAACACCCCGAAGCCGGCCUUCAAGCCGGCCAUCAAGCCGACCGUCAAGCAGGCCGCCAAGUCGGGCCAACAGUGACCUGUCCGCGGACAGCAUUGAUGGCUACCACAGCCAGAGAAGGACGCCAUCGGCGACACGCCAACGCACACCCAGCGGAUCAUCGCAGACCAAGAUCCCCACCCCACGACGGCCAACGUCAAGCACAAAGGAUUCUGACGUCAAGCAACAGCGCGAGCGAUGGAAGUGAAAUGCUUCCCGCAGAAAAAGCGCAACCCCUCAGCAGGGUCCACCACACUACUUAUGUUUUUUUUUUGUUGUUGUUGUUGACGCUAGCUUUAUAGAAGUUGGUUGUUAACAUUGUUCUUGUGCUUUUUAAUCCUGCCACAGCUUUUUCUAAAGGGCUUUGCGCCGGUCGCGCAAGAUCGCACAGGUGCGCAUUGUAGUACUUGUACAUAAUAUUGUCGUGAUGCCAGAUCAUGUUGCUGCUGCACUAGUCCAACUAAUAUUUUUGUCUUGCGGAUAUGAUUGCAUCGUGGAUUCCUGUCAAGCAACAAACAGCUGUUCAGAACAUUCCAGCAGCGAUGUCCUUUUUUAUUGUCAUGUUAAGCUCUCUCACCAAAAGCCUCAUAGUAUGCGUAUACUAAUACAACAUUAGUGACUUCUUUCUUUUAGUUGGCCAGAAAACCCUGGUUUUAUUCAGAUUGUUUGCCCACCAAAGGAUUGUGUUAGGUGCCACCACUGGGGCUUCUUGCCGCUCGGCUUCAGUCAAGGCUCCAGCCAUUUGCAUUUCCUAUUGUGUGAGCAUGCAUAGGCUCAGAAACUUAACGCUUUUUAUUUUUUUAGAACCUAGACCUUGCACUUUUGGUCCAUUGCAUUAACCAAAUCGCAGCUGUUGUGUUUAAUAUAGGUAUGAAUAAAGAGACUAUAUACAUUA
This is a messenger RNA of Rhipicephalus sanguineus (brown dog tick), 27116 nucleotides long. RefSeq names its product microtubule-actin cross-linking factor 1. Bases 393 to 26429 code for a protein of 8678 amino acids. Lineage: Eukaryota; Metazoa; Arthropoda; Arachnida; Ixodida; Ixodidae. Gene Ontology annotation, molecular function: structural molecule activity; calcium ion binding; microtubule binding. The transcript has 73 exons. Gene Ontology annotation, cellular component: membrane; cytoskeleton; intermediate filament. The record is from RefSeq and is a predicted model, not a curated record. Gene Ontology annotation, biological process: intermediate filament cytoskeleton organization; wound healing.